AUGUUAAAAUUUAAAAACUCAAAACUAAUAAGUGUCAGCAGUUAUAACUAUAUCGUUAGAAACUAUGUCGGUAGUAACUUGGAUGGAAGAAAACAACAAGAAGAAGUCGAAAAAGAUUGGUUUAAACCAAAUCAAGUGUUGAAAAAGUAUCAUGAUGACCUGAUUGCCAAGGAGCUACCGCAUGUUGUCUAUCUAGAGGGACCCAGUGGUAGUGGUAAAGCGCAACUACUCGAAAGACUACACAAACUAGGCUAUGAAACCAUAGCACAACCCUACCUACACUUCACAAUGGAACCGGUCAACCAAAAACCAUCAAAAACACAACAAACCAAUUGGGCCAACGAUAUAAACAAUCAAAUCAAUAGAUUUCUUCAAAAAAAACAAUCGAUCAAAAAUGGAUUGAUAUUUGUACAUAGAUCACCACUUUUUAGUUCCACACUCUAUUCGAACCUUUGUGAAUUUGAAGAUGUCGAUAAGGCAGUCAGUCAUAUCAAUUCAGAAUAUAAAGAAAAUAGCAAUAAUAACGAUAACUAUGGUGAAUCGAUCAUCUAUUGUAAAACACCAGAAGAACUAAUAGAGCAAAGAGUACAAGGAAGAUACUUUAAUAGUGAUGAUGUUGAUAUAAAUAAAACAAUGAAAGCAUUGAAACAAUCAAUAGAUGUAUAUGAUAGGAUCGAAAAGGAAAACAAUAUAUUUAGAGCGACAUUGGACACAACUUCAGUCAAACAAUCAUGUCCUGGUAUAUUAGCAAUGUUUGAUAUAUAUUUCACACUCUCACCAAAGUUUCAAUCGAUUUUAAAUUUAAAGAAAUAA
Messenger RNA from Heterostelium album PN500, 813 nucleotides. RefSeq names its product ATP-binding protein. The coding region runs from base 1 to 813 and encodes 270 amino acids. The record is from RefSeq and is a predicted model, not a curated record. The transcript is spliced from 3 exons. NCBI's taxonomy places the organism in Eukaryota, Evosea, Eumycetozoa, Acytosteliales, Acytosteliaceae.